Messenger RNA from Rosa chinensis, 678 nucleotides. RefSeq lists its product as uncharacterized. The transcript has 3 exons. The record is from RefSeq and is a predicted model, not a curated record. The coding region runs from base 1 to 678 and encodes 225 amino acids. NCBI's taxonomy places the organism in Eukaryota, Viridiplantae, Streptophyta, Magnoliopsida, Rosales, Rosaceae.
AUGCCUCCUCCUGCCACAGGGGAGAAUGUCAUUUCCCCUAUAUCAGAUAAAGGGAGUUGGCAUGAUAGACCAAGAAUUGGCAAAUUUGAUCCUAUUGAUGGCAAAGUCAUAGAAAAUGUGGCGGAGGAGGACUGCAACAUUAUACCUGCUCCUGGAAAGGGUGUCGGAUCAUGUGAGCUAACAAUGGAUAACAAUAAUAAUAUUGUGGCUUUCGACACCGUAUUCGAAGAGGGGGAUAUAAGCAAGACAUUGCAUGGAGUUCCACUGAAGGAGGGAACUGUUCGUGUAUCAGUUGAUGGUAUACUUAAAUCAGAUGCAGUGCUUCCUUUCCCUAUCAAGGGUGAGAUGGAAUUCGUUAGGGAUGCUAUUAGGAGUCACGUAGCUUGGUCUAAAGAUCUUGUUAUCCAAACAAUGAUUAAGAAAAAGACGAAGACUCCGCAAUAUGUCAAGUCACUCUUUGAACAAGUUGAGCUUAAUCCAUGGGUGCCAAAACGGUGCAAGUUGUUGUAUAAACAUGCAACAACUAUCAUGAAAGAAACAGGGAGCUCAAUAAGCACAAUAUUGUCUGAAAAUGUGUUUGGCGUACCUAAGCAACUCUACAUAUUGUGUGAGAAUGUGAUUCAAGUGUUAGAGAUGCAGUGGAUUGGCCAAGGAGUUAUAGCAACAUAUAUGGCGUAA